Molecule: messenger RNA, 1951 nt
Organism: Onthophagus taurus
Lineage: Eukaryota; Metazoa; Arthropoda; Insecta; Coleoptera; Scarabaeidae
Source: RefSeq, a predicted model, not a curated record
GACGGACAGAUGCUGAAAAUCGCGUGCUCUCGAUCAGUAUUUAUUUAACCUUAAUUCAGUGAACAGGUUCGAAUAAAUGAAACUAUGUAAAUUUUAGCUGUUAUUAGAAAAAUCUAUUACAUAUUUAUCUAUUAUUGUCAACUUUGUUAUUACCGCGAAAACAACGAGUUCUUUAAAAGUGUUGGGAUCGUGCAAAAACAGUGUUGUUUUGGUGUUUUUUUUUUGUUUGGAAGAUAUUUUGAAGUGCCGAGAGAUCUUUUGAUAUCGCGAUUUCGUCUCAGAGUAUUUUGCUGUUGAUACAGCUGUCUGUUGUAUCUUUGGGGAGAUUUUCUUUGAAAUCUGGAUUAAUUUUACUUUUGACAUCAUGGAUUAUUAUUCAGAGAAACCGGGGUUUCAACCGCCAUACGGAGGAAUCGACAAUGGCAUGGCGUACGCUCUAAGUCCCGCGGGUCCGGGAUAUGCUGGUCCGGGAGCCAGUCCGACACAGGCAACCGGAGGUGAACCGUUUGCCGCCGAUAGCCCUUACUUCCCGUUUAGCGCGCGACCCGGAAGUAGAUUGUCACCCGCGAAAGCAAAAGUGACACCAGGACUGAGGCCAGCCAAAGAAGAACCCCAACAAACGGGCGCCACCUUAGACAAUCCGCAAUGGUAUGGAUCGGAUGAAUUUGCACAUGAUUCACCUCGGUACACGUCCCCAGCGGGCAACUACUACCUACCCCCAGACAGUACGCCAGGUUCAGUGGGUGACUGGCCUACGUCUUACGGAACCUCCUAUCAACCUUAUGAUAGCUAUGGCUUGGCGGAGCCCGAAGCGCAAGGUUUACCACCGAUGUCGUCGUUUCGGUCGAACGGAACGCCUGUAACGACGGCCGCGGCCCCAAAUAACACCGCCUUUGGCCCGGGAAGUCAUACGGAUGGAAUUAACAAAGCAUUAGGAGCGAUAUAUCCAAUUGCAGAACAAGCUAGCGCAAGUAGUUAUAGUUCGGCGCCGUCUACGCCGGUUAGUUCACCUCCUCCACUAGCUCCGGCCGCGUGGCUCGGAAACCACAAUAAUCCACACUCGCCGCAUUACACGCAAGCCGUUUCCGUGAAUAAUGGUGGUACAGCUCAGGGUCUACACAUGCCGUCAGCCCCCGAAGCGCAACGAUUAGACGAUGCCAUCGGCUUCUUGCGGGACCAAGCCGACGUCAACGGAACACGUAUGGAAGAAAGACUGGACGACGCGAUUAACGUCUUAAGGAAUCACGCGGAGUCUCAAAUCAAUUUAGGCCAGCUACCUCCCAGUUUGGGGCCUCCACCCCAAAUGACGUCGUUGAAUUAUACGGCACCACCACCUCCAGAUACACACCUGCCAGAUUCCGUCAAAGUCGAAAGAGCUACAUACAAUACAAAAAAACGUAAAGAACCGCCAGAUAGUGAUACAAAACCAUCUAGUUCAGUAGAAAGUAUAGGCCAACCGAAUUCCACAAGCGGAUCAUCGUCAAAAUCAAAUAAAAGAACGCGACGGUAUUGUUCCAGUGCGGACGAAACCGAGGACGGUGAUAUAGAUCCUGACAUUAAAGCGCAGAGGGAAAAAGAAAGGAGACAGGCCAAUAAUGCUAGGGAAAGGAUACGCAUUCGUGAUAUAAAUGAGGCCCUAAAAGAAUUGGGUAGGAUGUGUAUGUCACAUCUAAAAACGGAUAAACCACAGACAAAAUUAGGUAUCCUAAAUAUGGCCGUGGAGGUUAUAAUGACGUUAGAACAGCAAGUUAGAGAACGAAAUUUGAAUCCUAAAGCGGCGUGUUUAAAACGACGAGAAGAAGAAAAGGCUGAAGACGGGCCAAAAUUGGGACCAGCUUCUCAUCAUAUGCUCACAGCGCCACAUUAUCCAGCAAUAUCUGGCCCCCCACCAAACUUGCCUCAUAACACAGGGCAGCCCCAAUAGCAUUGCUAGUGAACGAAAAAUAAAAAA